UCUUUCUUCUGAUGUGUCUACUGGGACUGCUUGUGGAGUCAGUGAGCGGGAGCUCGUUGAAGCACCAUUCUCAUUCAAGCUUCAUCCAUCGCAGACUGAACAGCCAGGAGAGGAGAGAGAUGCAGAAAGAGAUCUUGUCUAUCCUGGGCCUACCUCGCCGCCCCAAGCCUCUGCUCUCCUUCAAGCGCUCAUCUUCUGCCCCAGUCUUCAUGUUGGACCUGUACCGUACUUUAGCCAACGAGGAGUUGGACCGCUGGCAGGGGGCUUCGUUGCCUGUUCAUAUGUUCCAGAGCGCACACACACCCCUGGAAGAGACCCUCCUCAGUCAAGCAGAUACUGUAAUGAGCUUUGUUAAUGUAGUGGAGCACAAUGAAGAUGUUUUUCACCAUGAGGCACUGUGGAAAGAAUUUAAGUUUGAUUUAACUCAAAUCCCUCAAGGUGAAAUGGUAACUGCAGCAGAGUUUAGGAUCUACAAGAGAGCAAAUGAGAGUUUUCAUGGAAACAUGACUCUUCACAUCACAGUUUACCAAGUGCUGCAGGAGUUCGAGGACAGAGAACCAGAGCUCCUCCUAUUGGAUGAUCAGGAAGUGUGGCCUGCAGAGGAAGGCUGGCUGGAGUUUGAUAUCACGGCGACAAGUAAUCAUUGGCUGAUGGACCCUCGUUUUAACCUUGGCCUGCGGCUCUGUGUGGAGACCGAUGAAGGGCACAGUCUGGACCCCGACUCCGUUGGACUGGUGGGACGACGAGGGGCCCGUUCAAAGCAGCCAUUCAUGGUGACGUUCUUCAGAGCAAGUCAGGCCCCUGCUCGUAAAAGACGGGCUGCUAAACCACGCAGAGGUCGCAAGAAAUAUAGCCAAUCCAAUGAAUCCUGUGAAAGGCUGCCCAGUGUGUCAGGUCAUAAUUCUGGAGAUCAGGGGCACGUGUGCAAGAGGCAUGAAAUGUAUGUUAGCUUCCGAGACCUCAGGUGGCAGGACUGGAUCAUCGCACCAGAAGGAUACGCAGCCUUUUAUUGCGAUGGAGAAUGCUCAUUUCCACUUAACUCACACAUGAACGCAACCAACCAUGCAAUUGUUCAAACACUGGCUCACCUGUUGAAGCCGGACGCUGUUCCAAAACCGUGCUGCGCGCCAACCAAACUCACGGCUACAUCAGUACUCUACUUUGACGAGAAAUACAAUGUGAUAUUAAAAAAGUACCGGAACAUGGUGGUAAAGUCAUGUGGAUGCCAGUGAAAAGUGUACACUUGCUGCGUAUUUACCUUUGUCAAGUAUUAGGCAGCUGGAAGAAGCAAGGAAGACAAAGUCCCCAUGAGUCAUCAAACUAUACAGCAUUUAAUAUGGGAUUAAAAUAAAUAUCCGGGCAUACUGAAGAUUUAGACAUUUCAAUGACACUGAAGGCAAGAAGAACUAAGAUAAUAGGUGUGAUAAUAAAAUGAAGGUUUUUUCCAUGCAUGAACAAAAUUGGCAAUGGAGGCAGGACAUUGAGUUCUCAAGUCAGUAGCUAUGAAGAGGAUUUUAGCAAGAGUGGGGAUGUGGGAUUUGAUGGGCUUCGGUGUUUCAAGCACGUCAGGACCUUAGGUGCAAGCUACCACGAUUUAGGGCAAGCGAAACCAGGGCAGCUAACCCGCUCCCAGGAGGCCGUCGGGAUUUAAAUGAAGUUGGCUUGACCUGCCUUUGAGAUCCAACUUUGUGCAGACUUGAGAAAAAAUAUCACGCCAGCUAAAGCAGAUCAGGUAGACUGAAGCUCCUCAACUCCCUUUCUGACUCAGGAAUUAAUUCCAUGCCAUUCCAAACCAACACCCCCCUCCCCGACCAAACCAUUGCCUGAUGUAUCACUUACUUGUGAGAUCAUCCCAAACUGCAGGACACGGCCCACAACCCACUGCCUCGUUAUGUCAGGAUCUGAUUUCUUCAGUUCCUCCCUUAAAAUCUUUAAGCCUUAUUAGAAGGCAAGUCUGCCAGUCAAGCUGACUAUACGUGAGAAACAACACGCACAAAAUGCUGGUGGAACACAGCAGCCCA
Hypanus sabinus (Atlantic stingray) is the source of this 2021-nucleotide messenger RNA. Its product is annotated as bone morphogenetic protein 7-like. The record is from RefSeq and is a predicted model, not a curated record. NCBI's taxonomy places the organism in Eukaryota, Metazoa, Chordata, Chondrichthyes, Myliobatiformes, Dasyatidae. Gene Ontology annotation, cellular component: extracellular region. Gene Ontology annotation, biological process: SMAD protein signal transduction. Bases 12 to 1232 code for a protein of 406 amino acids. Gene Ontology annotation, molecular function: cytokine activity; growth factor activity. The transcript is spliced from 7 exons.